Lepisosteus oculatus (spotted gar) is the source of this 6799-nucleotide messenger RNA. RefSeq names its product FYVE, RhoGEF and PH domain containing 5b (gene fgd5b). Gene Ontology annotation, molecular function: guanyl-nucleotide exchange factor activity; metal ion binding. Gene Ontology annotation, cellular component: cytoplasm. Lineage: Eukaryota; Metazoa; Chordata; Actinopteri; Semionotiformes; Lepisosteidae. The record is from RefSeq and is a predicted model, not a curated record.
ACGAAGGGAAAUGCCUCCCGCAGCCAGAGCUCCGAACGCUAGCGCACUCAGCACCACUUCAGCAAAUGCGAUGUGCACUUGGAGAGCUGAGGACCUUAACAGUUUAGGAGAAACCAAAAUGACGGAGAGAUAAAAGGGUUGGAAAAGAUGAUAAUUUCAGUGACUUUUGACCAUACAACUUCUUUUACUUCUGUUGGAAUUUUCUAGGAUAAGUUUCUUGAGUCUUUUGGAUGUAACCCUGCGCGCAAAGCAUCGGGAGGUGUAAUGUUGUGAAGAGACUACAGCAGAUUUGGAUGGUGUCCCAAUAUGAAUACAGAUUAUAAGAAGCCACCCCUAGCACCAAAACCAAAGAUUCUUAGUCACCUGACUUCUAAGUUGCCUUCGUCACUGAUGUCAAAACCUUGCUCCUCAGCCCGGGGUCCCAAGCCUCCUAUUGCUCCCAAACCAAAGCUUCUGCAGGACUCAGAUGAAAAGUGUUGCUUGUAUACGAACAAUAGCCUCAACAGAUGCUCCAAUGGCACGUUACUGUGCUCUGAAGAGGACUUCAAUCAAGAGAAUGAGUCCGACAGUUUCCAGAUAACAGGUGAUGGCUAUAUUCUGUUGUCUGACAAUGAGCAGCUUACUGAUGACGGAGAAGAAUGUGACAAUGAGGAGGGACACCUGCUGGAGCUGUGUUCUGAUGCUGUGGCCCUUGGUUCUAGUGACAACGGAGAGGAACUUGAAGAGGAUGAAGAGGGGGGUGAGGGAAAUUUAAUGGACCCCGUUGACACUGAAGGCACUGAUAGAAUGGAAUGUGCUGAAAUUAGUAACGCUGAAUAUGCGGACCUAACUGAACCAGCAUGCUGUGGUUCACAUGAAGCGCUUGAGGCUGAUGAUGAACUUUCAGAAAUUGCUGAAGCUUGUGAUAAUGAGGAAGUGAACAAAUCCUCUGAACAUCAACCUCAUCAGGCAAAUGAAGAUUAUGAAUUAGUAGACACCCAGCAGGGUGCUGAGGUUGAUGAAGAAUUAAGUCAAGAUGCAGGAAAUGAUGCCAAGAGAGAGGCUGUUGAGGAAUGCCUCAGUGAUAAUACCCCAGCUAUCGACACUCGGUGUGGAAUUGCUGAAGAGGAUGAUGCACCUGCUGCAGUUUCACAAGAGUCUAUGACUUUUUAUGAAGAAACACAAGAUCCCAAAGAAAAAGAGGAUGAUUUAAUGAACAACAAUUGUGAGGAUCUUUUAGAAAGUGAAGAACGUCAGGACAAUCAGUGUGCUGUGUCUUUUGAAACUUCAUUUUCAGAGAAGCAGGAGAAUGAGAUCUCUGUAGAUUUUUCUUCAGUUGGUGAACAAGAAAUUCUUGCAGACCAAAUAAAUGAUUCUAGUGUCUCAGAAGCAGCUGAGGAUAGUAUCAUAGGCAAUGAGCCCAUUGCAGAUGUGGAAAAUAAUUUGGAAACUGAGGCAAAACCUGAGGAGGAAUAUUAUGUUAACGAAACCUUUAAAGUCUUGAGCUCUGAAGAACAGGGACCUAUGAACACCACCGAUAAUGUUUCAUUAGAGGCUAUAGCUGAUGUUGAGGAAAUCCAGGCUAACAUGGUAGGGGACACAACUGAAGAAACCAUUGACUCUUUACAGUUUAGUUCUGAGAUCCAAUCUGCUAUGAUAGAAUUAAUGCCUGAAAUUGAAGUCAGUGAGCCUGUUGAAGAUGCUAGUGAAUUAGAUGGAUCUGUCUCUCAGGAAACAGAGGAUUUAGAAGCAGUUGAAUGUAUUCCAUCUGAGGACCUUAUUGAAGUACCUGAGGCAGACAACCUCAUGGAAUCUGACCAAGACAAAACAGAAGUGGAUGCUGACUGUACCGAAAGAGAGGGUGAAGGUCUUAGUAGUCAGAGCACUAACCAAGCUCAGAAUGAACCAUGCGCUAUGACAGUUCCAGGAGACAUAGAUGUGAUAAGGAUAGAUGAACUGAUCAAUAGGCAGGUAUUAACAGACACUUCAGAUAUUUUUGGGGAUGACAUAGACUUUGAAGGCCUUAUUGUGCCUUACUUGGAGGAAACAGACACGGACAGAGCAGAAGAUACCAUCAGUGAUGAGCACGUCUAUGAAGAGGCUGGACUUGACACUGAAGGAGAAAACCUGAACUUUAUUUCUCUGGACCGAAAGAGUAUUGUAACGAGAACUAGGUCUCUUUCUGGGAAAGUGCCUGGUUAUGUGCCUGAGACUGUGCCUGAGGAAACUGGCCCUGAAUCCGAUAUGCUCCAAUCCAAUGAAUAUUGCACAGUGGCCUUAGAUAAAAGUGGUAACCCACUCAGUGAUCAUGAACAGCUAGAGAUAAACCGAAUGAUUCCUUCCAAGCCAAGGCGUUUUAUUUUAUAUCCUCGGUCAUACUCUGUUGAAGGUCGGGAUAUGCCUAUGUCUGUUUUUAGAGAGAAUGAUAGUUCGACAGGGGAGGAUGGCAGAAUGAAGAGAAAGGAUGACAACCUUUCCUUGCCCUGCUUUAUUGGAUCAUCUGGUAGCUUCUCUCAGAGAAGUCACCUUCCAUCCAGCGGUAUGUCCACUCCAACCUCAGUUGUCGACAUCCCUCCUCCCUUUGAAUUAGCAUACAUCACCAAGAAACCAAUCACUAAAAGCUCCCCGUCGCUUUUAAUUGAGAGUGACUCUGCAGACAAACAAAAAAAGAAAAAAUCUUCAUUCAAACGUUUCCUAACUCUAAAGUUUAAGAAGAAAACGGAAAACAAGGUGCACGUAGAUGUAAACGUCUCUUCUUCUAGGUCUUCUUCUGAGUCAAGCCACCAUGGGCCCUUAAGAGUCCUAGAACUUGACAGAAGGAGCCUUGGCAGUUCACCACAGCUAAAAUCGCGGUCAGGGAAGCCAUGGGCAUUAGACUCGCCAUCUACCUUUCUCUUCUACAAGGACAGCAAGAGGAAAGGAACCCCAAAGACAUUCAGCAGGAGUGUAUCGAGAGUGGAAUCGUUUGAGGACCGAUCAAGGCCUCCAUUUAUGCCCCUUCCCUUGACCAAGCCCAGAUCCAUAUCUUUCCCCAACGCAGAUACGUCAGAUUAUGAGAACAUUCCUGCCAUGAACUCCGAUUAUGAAAAUAUCCAGAUCCCUCCAAGGAGACCCACCCGAACAGGAACGUUUACGGAGUUUUUCGAGGAUCCUAGCAGGGCGCUUUCUUCUGCCAAUGAGAACGAUGGCUAUGUGGACAUGAGCAGCUUUACCGGGUUUGAAAGCAAACCUCAAACACCCGACCAGGAAUCCGAAAGUGCCUAUACAGAGCCUUAUAAUGUGUGCCCAGUGUCUACAGUGCCAGUUAGUGGCCUGGCAUCAGAGGAAGACCAAGGCAAGAGCUCUGGAGAAGAGGACAGCCUAGUAGAGUCCAGCCAAGAGAGACAGAUUGAUGGGCAAUCAAGAGCUUUCUACAUUGCAAAAGAUCUUAUGGAUUCAGAGAACACACAUGUAAAGGCUCUGAAGUUACUGCAUGAGGAUUUCAGAAAUGCAGUCAUGAGCGCAGUGACUGAGGCUGGAGACCCGGUGCUGGAGGAGGACAAGCUGUGCGAGAUCCUCAGCGAACUGCCACAGAUCUACCAGUUCCAUCAGGACAUCCUCUCAGAUCUGGAGUCCCGAAUCGCAAACUGGGAGGAAUAUCAGAGGAUUGCUGAUGUCCUGCUUUCCCGGAGGCUGCAGUUCAACAUCUUCACCCCAUACAUCACCCAGUAUGACAGGAACAUGGCCCUGCUGGAGGAGUGCUGUCAGAAAUCUCUGGCUUUCUCUCUUGUUGUCAAACAAUUUGAGCAAAGCCCAGCAUGUGGCAAUGUCAGCCUGCAACACCAGCUGUUGAAAGUCAUCGUACGGAUCCUGCAGUAUCGGAUGCUCCUCACGGAUUACUUAAACAACCUGUCUCCAGAUUCGGCCGAGUACGAAGACACACAAGCUGCCUUGGUUAUUGUCUCAGAAGUUGCAGACAGAGCCAAUGACAGCAUGAGGAAAGGGGAGAACUUGCUACGCCUGGUCCACAUUGAAUACAGUGUUAGAGGCCAAAAGGACUUGCUUCAACCGGGAAGGGUUUUUGUCAAAGAAGGGACCUUGAUGAAGGUUUCCAGAAGAAACAGACAGCCUCGUCACCUGUUCUUGAUGAAUGAUGUUAUGCUGUAUACCUACCCACAGCAGGAUGGGAAGUACAGGCUGAAAAACACCCUUUCUUUGACUGAAAUGAAGGUCAGCAAACCCAUAAUAGAGAAUGUGCACAACGCCCUGAAGAUUGAAAACAACAAUUGUUCUAUCACAUUGUCAGCAAGUUCUUGUGGUGAAAGAGAAGACUGGUACCAUGCUUUGAGCCGAGCGAUUUCAGACCACUCCAAAGGUCAGGGCACUUUCUCAAGCUCAAACAGCUGCGAGGCCAGAGAGAAGCUAUGGAUGUCUUUAGGUGAGAAAGCUCCCACCCUGGUGCCUGUGUCGCAUGUGAUGAUGUGCAUGAAUUGUGCCUCUGAUUUCUCCCUCACACUGCGGCGACAUCACUGCCAUGCCUGUGGAAAGAUUGUGUGUCGAGCCUGCUCCAGAAACAAGUACCCUCUCAAGUACCUCAAAGACAGAGUUGCCAAAGUGUGUGACCGCUGCUAUGCUGAGCUGAAGAAACGAGGUGGAGUCUGUCCCGGAGCAGGAGAGAACUCCAGUCACCAGUCAAACAGAUUGUCUGGACGACCGCUCUCAGCUGUCUUUCAAAAUAUCCACCCCCCGAUUCUGUGGAAGAACAGAAAAUCUUCCUCUGCCCUUACUCAGGUGGCAGCUUCAGCAGAGGGAUCAUCGAUGAGUGGCUCUCUGCAUCGCUGCAAGAGAAGCAGGCGGACCUGGAAGAAGCUGUUUUUCCUCAUCAAAGAUAAAGUGCUCUACACAUUCUCAGCCAGUGAGGAUAAAGUGGCAUCUGAAAGUCUGCCUCUUCUGGGCUUCACAGUGAAACAGCCAGAGAAAGCUGAAGGAGCUGAGGCAACCAUGAUGUUUCAGCUGUACCACAAGAAAACCUUGUAUUACACAUUUAAAGCAGAGGACUCAUACACAGCACAGAGAUGGAUUAACGCAAUGGAGGAAGCUACUGUAUUAUAGCACUGGGUAUCUAAACAGCCUUGGUUCAUGGUUAAUGUUAUUCUUCAUUAUACAUUCCUCAUGGUGCAAAUGUGGUUGUACAACCUUGGGCUGUUAUUUAACAUUUGUAAGAAAACCAGCACCCCAACAAUGAAUGUGAAGAAAACAAAGUUUCAUUUGCCUUGAAUCACUACUCACUUAAAGAAGCCUGACUCAAAUGGAGUGUAACUGUAUUUGGUUUUAUUGUCAGUGAAAACACUCAACUGACUUGUCCAUUCUCUGUGUUAUGCAGAGCCCAUUCUGUGUUCAGUGGCUCAGCCAGUACGUUACAGUAUGUGUCUUUGUCCCAGGAGGCAAAAUGGCCUAAAUGAUGACUUACGAUGGCUCUGAUCCGGACUCAAGAAGCUUAAGUAAACCAUGCUGGCACCACAAAUAAGGAACAAGUAAAAGUCAAUCCCAUGCUUAAAAGUAGAAAGAAUAAACGUUUCUGCUGUUGAGCCUUCUUCUAAUGUCCUCUGCAAAUAAGGCAUAUUCAGUACAGAGAAGUAGACAUUAUACUGUAUAGAAAAGUCACUGCCUUCAACAUUUUGGGAUCUUUUAGACUUAUUCAACAUGCCUUAUUUCACAUCUUAAUACUUACAUCUCCCCUCCAUGUCAUUUUCUAAGAGAGUGUAUUUUGAACUUGGGGUUGUCGUACACAUUUUCAUGAACAGUUUUAUGAUAAAUGCUAUAUUGGAUUGUAAAUAUAUCUAGAAAUAUACAGAAAGAAAUGUCAAUAAGUCAAUCUUAAUUCUAAGUAUAGAUGUAAUUAAGUUCUUUUUUUAUAAUCAACUUGUCUGCUAAAAAAAGAAGUCUGUGCACUGCCUGCUUUAACUUCAGAGAGUAAGGAUUCUGACUGGAAUCUGAAAGAUCUUUAAACAAGACUGCAGGCAUCUGUUCAAAAUGGCUAGAAGAUCAUUUUCUUUUCCUUUCAAAACCUUUACAUUAUUUCUGGAAAAAUUUAUACAGUUUUUUCUCGCUUCGAUCUAAAAACACUCCCAGCUGCACUGCACGAACAAAUUGGGAGAUAAUGUAGGGCACAUUCUAUUUAUGUACACAAACAAAUUUACUGUUUCAGUUCCCAGGCUCUUGCACAAAUGUAAAAGGGUACAUUUUUUAAGCAAAAGAAAGUAAAGGAAUGGACAAUAUAAAUAUGCAACACAAAAUUAAUAUAUUUCUUAUGAGCAUACUUAUUAGUAUGUGAUACACACAUACAGUACAGUACACAUCCACACAUGUGAACAAAUAUUAGUGAGUGAUGCUUCUGAUGUAUCUGUGACUGCUUUUUUCAGUUAUCUGAGUAUAACACUCUUUAUGUACUGUAAGUGAAUUGUUUUCAUCCUAAUCUAAGGUUCAAACACAAACAUGAAUAAGCACCAAAAGGAAAAUGUGUUUUAGAAAAGAGCACAAUUUAAAUUCCAUGGCUUCCUAUGGGUUAAAUGGUUUGAUUGACCAAUUGAUAUUUACCUAAUACGUAUCAUUUAUGUAGAGUUAGAGUUCUAAAGCUACAGAUGUUUCACAAUAACUUCUUGUAAACACUUCCAAUUCUGCUGCUUCUACGUUGUUAAUUACCUACAGUCCCCCAUAUCAAAGAUCAAGCCUCACAUGUCCAUUAAAUUUGUGUUUCUAAAAUAUAUAGGAAUACAUCAUUUAAAAUAUUCUGCUUUUUCAGUCCCAUAAGGCAUUUGGUGUUCUCUGGGAUGUGAUACUG